This is a messenger RNA of Paramacrobiotus metropolitanus, 1191 nucleotides long. RefSeq names its product kelch-like protein diablo. Lineage: Eukaryota; Metazoa; Tardigrada; Eutardigrada; Parachela; Macrobiotidae. The coding region runs from base 1 to 1191 and encodes 396 amino acids. The transcript is spliced from 3 exons. The record is from RefSeq and is a predicted model, not a curated record. Gene Ontology annotation, molecular function: protein binding.
AUGUUGCAGAUAAUCGAGGUGAUAUCUUCGGACGACUUGGUGGUGGUAGGCGAAGAAAGCGUACUCAGUGCCGUAACAAACUGGCUGAACUAUGAUCUCGAGGAGCGGCGUCCCCAGUUAUACGACGUCGUUCAGUUUGUUCGGCAACCACUGCUCAGUGUAACAUCGCAUCCCGACUACUUUCUGGCCCUGAUGAAUGCCAUCAAAGACAGUCCAGCCGGAGAGCAACUGCGUGAUGCGGCGUACUUGAACGCGAUCCCGAGCCGCCGACAGGACGCCACUGCCAGCCAGACACGCCCGAGAACAGGAUCAACGACAGUUAUUGUGUGCGUUGGAGGAUGCACCAACAAUCGAAGAAUAGUCAUUGCUACGGAAUGCUUUGACCCCGUUUGCCCAUCUUGGACAAGCUGGGAGAAAGCACCUUUUAGUGAUAAUGUAUGGGACGCUCGUCUUGCCAACCUGAAUGAUCAGUACAUGUUUGUCUGUGGAGGAAUGACGAUGCAUACUCAAGACAUGUUGGCAGAUGUUCAUCGCUACGACGUCGUUCGUAGUUUAAAAUGGGAAACAGUGGCACCUAUGCAACUAGCUCGUUGCGGGCACGGUGCGGCAGUGCUGAAUAAUCACAUCUAUGUAUUUGGAGGUAUUCGGUCUAACAGCUCGGGCAGUUCCGAUGCGACGAUUAAACGAUAUGACCCGCCAACAAAUACAUGGACAUAUGUUGAGCCUUUACCGGCGCCACUGGCCUUUUUCGCCAGCGUGGCUUACAAUGGGCACAUAUAUACGUUUGGUGGAAGUUCGUUGGAAGGCGUGGCGACAUAUUGGGCAUUCCGCUACAAUCCCGUAGCGAAGCAAUGGAGUAGACUGGCGAAUAUGUUGACUCCACGGCAAAAUUGUUCGGCAUGUGUCGGACCGAAUGAUCUGAUUUACGUUAUCGGUGGCGUGUCAACACAUGGGGAAAUUUUAGCCUGCGUUGAGACGUACGAUACACAUACUGACAAGUGGCUGACCAAACGCACCGCUUGCGUGGACGAUAAAAUCUAUGUCCUGGGAGGAGGCUUCGAUGAACUGGCUUGUUACACCAGUAUUGAAGUGUACGACGAAAACUCCGAUACAUGGACCACACAUCCCAGCCAGUUGCCCACUGCUCGCUCCCACUUUGGCUGCGUGACCUUACGUGUUGGUAAUCGUUAA